GAAAACAGCCAAAGCAUCGCUUUCGAACAGAAUCACUGCUGCACUUUUUGUCUCUUUUUCUCAACGAUCCCAACAGUCCAAUCUCUCUCUCUCUCGCUCUCUCUCUCUAGGGUUGUGCAAAUGUGAAAAUCGAGUCCUCGAAAACUCUCUGCAAAUCCCAAUUCUAGUUCGAAGAUGGCGACUUCAGCUUUCAAGUCCACCUCCAGAAGAGGAAACACCACAACUAGCAGCACCAGUAGCUCCCGCAAUUCCCCCAAGAAAGCCCCAAUUCGAAGAUCCCUCAGCGUCAGCGCUCUCUCCAGAACUCACGAUCAUCUUCAAUCCGACAUCACUUCCGAGUUCUUGAACAAACGAGACAAUCCUCUCUUCUGGAGCUGCUCUGGUCCACCGGACAAGGAAAUCGAGCCCCAAGAUGUGCGCAAGGUCAGUGCCACUGUUUUGACUGGUUCUGUCGAUGGGCAGAGAGAGAGAGGCCGAUCGGUGACCAGGAAUUCGAGCAAGAAAGUUGGAGAGGGAGGGAGGAAGCCGGUGGGUGUGGGUGGUGGUCGGAGUUUGUCCAAGGUGGAUACAGGGCGGCGCGGCAGGUCUGUCUCCACGGGCCAUUACGCUGCUUCUGAGAGUGAAGUGGAACAAGACUCUGUUGUAUCCAGCUAUCGUAACAAAAGUAGUUCGACUGUAGCUGCCAAUGGAUUAAAGAAAGCUAAUUUAGGUAGAAAUGUAGCUGAUAUGCGAAUAAAAUAUACUGAGCAUCCAGUUGUCGAGCCUUCACAUAAUUCUAAUUCUAAUUCACAAACACCAAAUUGGGAAGAUGGAAUCUCAACGGGUUCUUUUUUGGAAGCUGAAGAGAAGACAAUUAAAGCAGUAUGUGAACAAAUGAAGUCAUUCCAGGGAGAUAUUAUGGGAGGAGGUGACACCACUGCAAGUGGAAUAUAUGAAACUGUUCGAUCCGAAGUAAGACGAGCCAUCUCAGAUAUCCAAAAUGACCUCGAAAGUGCUAUCCAAAGGAACAAUGGCACUGCAAUUGCAACUACAAAUAUUGCUGAUAUUGCUCCAGAUUUGGUUAACCCUGGGGCUAUUGAACUAGUCUUGGACAUCAGAAGGGAAUAUGCCAGAAAGCUUGAGGAGUCUGGGGAAAGGGCUAGAAAACUUCGAGCAGACCUGACUGUCGAGGAGCAUCGUGGAGAGGAGUUGAGUAGAAUCCUCAAGGAGCUACUUCCAGAUCCAAAGACAAUUAAUAUGCAGAAAUCUCGUCCAGGAAGAAAAAGUAGCAGUGAAAGAAAAAAGAUGUCAAGACGGCUUACAGAAGAAGCCAUGGCUUAUUUUGAUGAGUGUGUGUCCAUCUCCACAUUUGAUAGUUCUGAUUUCUCAGCACCAGAAGAUCCACCUCUCAACUUGAUUGGAGCCACUACACCAGUGGGUGGGACUGCAUCUUUAGCCCAAGUAAGCCCCAGCUUAUCAACCUCCUAUUGCCCUAACAGUUUCUUGAACCAUAACCAGGAGUCAGGUGGUCACGGUCAGCUCAUACAUAGCAAUACGAAUUCCAGUUUUACCACUAGCAGCGGUAGUAACGAGAUUAAUCAAGCCAGUCUAAGAGGUAAUAAUGCUGAAUCGGGUAGGAAACUACAAUUCUCCUUCAGUCGGAAACCAACUGAAAGUGUUGGGCUCCAACAGGACAUUAGGAAUUACAUUAAGAAAAAUGAAAAAGAAUUUGAAAAAGAUGACAUCGACUCAGAGAAUUUUAGAUCAAAUUACUAUGAUUUAGAUGAGUACAAUUUACAAGGCCGGGGAGAAAGCUUGUUAUUUGACAGGGUAUUAUUUAAGAACAGAAUAGAGUCCGGGUGUUUGCAUCUCUGUGACGGAGGUUUGUCAAUUUCACUUUCUUCUUUGGGUUUGUUUACUUGAAUCUGAAACAUUGUGAUGAUCUUGGGAAUUCCCAAGUUGUAUGUAAAGUGUGAGAGUACGUUUGUUUGGAUAAUUUGUAUGUUGCUCAUACUAUUCUCAUCUCCAAGUUUCAUAUGAUUUGAGGAAGUUGUAAUGAAUGUGGAAAUAGAAAUUGGAUUGGAUCAGUUGAGUGAUGA
This is a messenger RNA of Camellia sinensis, 2078 nucleotides long. The record is from RefSeq and is a predicted model, not a curated record. NCBI's taxonomy places the organism in Eukaryota, Viridiplantae, Streptophyta, Magnoliopsida, Ericales, Theaceae.